Messenger RNA from Knipowitschia caucasica, 300 nucleotides. The record is from the annotation of a GenBank genome assembly. Lineage: Eukaryota; Metazoa; Chordata; Actinopteri; Gobiiformes; Gobiidae.
AUGGCGCGUGGUUGGACUCACCUCCGAGGCCACCGCGCGCACCACCAGGUACAUGGAGGUGAGAAGCGUCAGCAUGGUGCGUCAGUCCCGGUGUGCGUCUGUCCCCGUAUGGAGCGCAAGAUACGGAUCUGCAAACCCACGGAGGGAGAGGCAGCUGUGGCCGAGUCUACACUGCGACUGUCCCGGGACGCCUGCCGCCUCCUCACGGUCCUCUCACUGUCCUCAAAUCCACCCCUGGUCCAGUGUACGAGCACGCGCACACGCACAAACUCUCACACAGGAGCGCGCACUGCAGUCUAG